UCGGGGCAACCCGCAGUACAUGCAUGUGAUAUCGUAUUUGUUAACGCAGCAUAACUACGGCCACCCUGCAUCGCCUUAAUGCAUUUUGUAUUUCUUAGAACAUAGAUUGCAGCGUUGCAUUUUUGUUUAACGAUAAGUUUAUAGUUUAAGUUUUCAUUCUGGAUGUAGAGAGCACAUAUUAAAGACGUUUAAAUUAAAUCUUGUCUUUUUAAAAAACGUCCUUCGGUCCGUCGAAAUUUGAGUGGCGCAGCCGGUAGGAUACUCGAUAAUAUCCUGCUGCCGAGCUAACACUAUAGCCGAAAGGAUCUGUGAUAGUGCGGUGCUUGUACGAGUAUCCUCGAACCAAAUAAAUAACUCUCCCGCGACGCGUACGCGUAAAACUCAAUCGCUGAAGUGAAACGCGUACUGUGACCUCAAGGACGAGCAUCCAGGAUCAUAAGUGAAGGACAUGGGAGCGAGCAGUCUGUGAGUAAACCUCUUCACUCCUGUUUUUCACAUUCCCUGUUUUCACGAAAUCCCCGACCCAAAAUAGUCGGCCUAAUCAUUACGAUUAUUUGAUUUUGUUCGUUACAAUUAUCGUGAUAAGUCGUAAUUUUUAGUGUUUAAUUUUAAGUGUUAGUUAUUAGUAAAAAAUAGUGUUAUCUUUAUUAUAUUUAGAGUUUUAAUCGCUAAAACUAACUAAAAGAACCAAAAUGGAAGAGAUUAAACUCAUACCAAGAGAAAUACUAUGUAUCAUCCCCAAAUUUGAUGGAGAUGAAAAACUGUUAAACCUAUUUAUCAAUAAAAGCGAAUACAUUAUAAGAUCAUUCCAAGAUGCGAACAAUAACGCACAAAACUUAUAUGUAUAUCAUGCCAUAACGAGUAGGCUUAUCGGUAAGGCAGCUUCACUGCUUAGUGAUUACCAAAAUAUAACUUCAUGGACUGAAUUAAAGGAAAUACUUACCCAACAUUUCGGAGACCCGCGAUCGGAAGAAUGUAUCGCACUAGAAUUAGAAGGGUUAAAAAUAAAACAAGGUGAAAGUUACAUACAGUUUUGCCACAGAAUACAAAAUGUUAAAAGCUCCCUAUUUUCAAAAGUAAACCGCCUCACGGACGAAGGAGUUAAAGCCGCGAAGAUGAUCAUAUACAAUAAUACUGCGUUAAAUGUUUUUCUGUACAACCUCCCGGAGGACAUGAUCCGGAUUGUUAGAUUAAGGGGUUGUACAAACUUAGAAAAUGCACUUAGCGUAGUUACAGAAGAAGUAAAUUUUAUACAACAAUAUAACGCAAAGAUUAGUAAGCCAAAACCUAUAACUCAAAACACUUUCCAAAAUCCAUUAAAACCUAAUUUCAGUACGAUGCCUUUAAAUCAAAACUUUAAAUACGGCAGUCCUCAACAGCCAAUUGGUUAUAGACCGAAUUUCGCUCAACAACCUCGACCAAAUUUAAUGCAACCACCUCGACCAAAUUUUAUUCAACAGUUAAGGCAAACACCACAAGCCCAAGGCUAUAAAUUUGGCACACAAUCUAAUAAUAACCACCAAUUGCGACCUUUUCAAAAUUCCGGUUAUAAAUUUGGAAUCCCAAAUCAACAAACAGCCCAACCUCGUUUUAAAUUUGGCAUACAACAUGCCCAGGCACCGAACCCCGGCUUAAAUAGCGAUGUAUCAAUGCGUACGGCACCUAUGAGGCAAAACGUAACUCAUAAUCUGUACUACUGCGAUGAGCCAAAUUAUGAAAAUUACGAUAACUCAACCUUAGAUUAUAACGAAGAAGCCGCGAACGAGUUAUACGAAUAUACCGAUCCGGAAGUAACUGAAAGUAAUUUUAAUGACAACAACGAAAAUUUUCCGUUACCGGCCUCCGACGAGACGGUGAAAUAAUUAAUUUAAAUUAUUGUGACAGCAUCUUAAAAUUACCACAUAUUAUAGUUCCCGAAAUAAAAGCAAAGUUUCUCAUAGAUACAGGAAGCAGCCGUUCUUUUAUAAGUCCAGCCAAAGCGGAAGAAUAUUUUAGAGAUCAUAAACAGUAUGAACAAUUCACAGUUGUUAGUACCCAUGCGCAAAGCACUCAUGAUGAAGUUAUAGUAAUUCCGUUAUUAAAAACUUUUAGAAGCACACUUCCCCACAAAUUUUAUGUAUACAAUGUAGACAGUAGGUACGA
Messenger RNA from Colias croceus (clouded yellow), 2142 nucleotides. RefSeq lists its product as uncharacterized. The record is from RefSeq and is a predicted model, not a curated record. NCBI's taxonomy places the organism in Eukaryota, Metazoa, Arthropoda, Insecta, Lepidoptera, Pieridae. Bases 693 to 1862 code for a protein of 389 amino acids. The transcript has a single exon.